Molecule: messenger RNA, 516 nt
Organism: Talaromyces proteolyticus
Lineage: Eukaryota; Fungi; Ascomycota; Eurotiomycetes; Eurotiales; Trichocomaceae
Exons: 4
Coding region: 1-516 (171 amino acids)
Source: RefSeq, a predicted model, not a curated record
AUGUCGAAUCAACACUAUUACAACGAACCGCACCAGCAAUAUCCACCACCACAGGGCGGGUAUAAUCCUGGAUACGGCGGUCCUCCGCAGCCUCCUCCCCAAGCUUACCCACAACAAGGAUACGCUCCCCCGCAACAGUUCGGCUACCAGCAACCUCCUCCACAACAGUACCAGGAGCAGCGCGGUGGUAAGGACCGAGGAUGCUUGGGUGCUUGCAAAAUGAAAUCCCCCCACCCAGGCGACUUUAAUCAACCUUCUGAACGCGUCUUCCGCAGCGUCGAGCGUCAAUCCCCCUCGUCUCGCUCACGAGAAGACCCGCACACGCUGGAUCUCGAUGAGCGAGGCCGUGAUCGACUUGCUCGAGCGCAAGGCCGUCCCCGCCGUCGCGCCACGGCGUCGAAAUCACGGAGUCGUAGUAGUGGGAGUGCGUCCAAGAGGCUAGCAAAUUCGAGACCGAGGUCAAAGAUGAGGGCAUCGAGUAACGGGAAGCCAGAUUACCGGUAUGCUUAUUACUAG